ACGCGCACGGCGUUAGGUCACGCGCAGCACGCAGGUGCGCCUCACGUCUCACGGGGCGGCGCGUUCAAAUUGUUUGAUUUAGCAUAAAGCGUCUGCAGGAUACAACUCGCUUAAUGUAUCGACGUAGCCUGCAGCGUCGUUUCAGUUCGAACUGUUUUCCCAAUUUUCAAACCUGAACAGUGAUGAACAAACAGAGCUACGAUGGAAGAGGAGGGACAGAUGAACUUCAAAGCUCUGAGGGCCAAGUUUCAGGAAGAUGCCCUCCUGGCUCAGUCCAAAACUGGUCGACCAGCUGUUGCAGAAAAACCCAAACACCUUCCUCCUCCUGGAGGUCACUGCAGCUCCGUGGUAAGCAGUAUUAAUAUCGCUGUAGAAAACAGGACACCAGUGCUUCCUCGGGUCAUCUUCAGAGACAGGCUGCAGGCAUCUGGAGGCAAGCGACCAAUUUCCUUUCCACCACAGCCUCAGCACACCUCCCCCUCAUCCUGGCUCGCUAAUGGAGAUGACACAACAAAGCAGUCCCUCAAAGAACGACACAUGCCGCUGGUACUUCCUGUCCUGCCUGUGAAAGACCAAAAGACAGAGCUGCCAGCCAAAAAGGAGCACAAACUGGAACCAGAGCAGGGGAAAGAAGUCCACCCGCAAACUAAAAUCAAGAAGAAAGGUUUGCUGCUUCCUUUCAAGUCAGCCAAAGCAUCAAAAGUCAGUGCAGUAAACGGAGAGGAGCCCACGUAUGCUGAUUUGACCACCAGACCCUCCAGUGCUCCUGGCGAGUUGCCCUCUGUGGAAACACAAACCGCAGAUGAUGGGGUUUCGCUCCAAAGUGACCAAUCAACUGCCGAGUUCCCCCUCUCCAGCCCAGACAUACCAAUCACACCUCCUUCUGCAGAGUCCGACAACAAAAUUAUUAGCACCUUGGAGAGGGCCAAGAAGAAGUUUUCACGCAAGCAGAUGUUGAUCUCUGCUAAACCUAAGAGCUUGCGUUCCCCUGACUACAUAUCAAAAGACAAGGUGUUCCGUUCAUCGCCGAAAAACACUACAAGUGUUGAGCCUGAGCUGCCCGCGCCCCCACCGGUUUGUCUCCCACACCUGGCUUGUAUUUCAGCCCGGCCUUUCUUCAAAGCCAACACCUCUGCACGUAAGUUUGCGUUGGAUAAGCAGUUUGGCAGGGAUAAAGCUGAACUUCCUGCUGUCAAGACUGAUGAACCUCAUCCACCCUCUGCUCCUCCAAAGAAGCCUCUGCCUGACUUGAGGUCACUGGGGCCAUUACCACCGAAGCCCACCAGACCUCCGUUAGUAGACCUCAGCUGUUACCACCUACCCACAGUCAACGAGGUGUCACCAGGUCUUAACCGAGCACCGAGUGAAGAGCCAGAGACUGAGCACCCAUCAUCUGUGCUAGACGCUCCAGAAUUUCCGGACUUUGAGAAUUCCGAGAUUGAAACAGCAGAGGGUGAAGCUGUUGACAUUGGUGCACUAGAACUGGAGGCCUUAAACUUGGUCAACACUGACCUUCCUGUACCAUAUGACUGCGGGGGCACUGAUUUUGAGGAUCCACUACCUGACUUGCCAGUGUGGAAUUCUGAGGAGCCCCUUAUGAGCACGGGCAUCCAAGAUCUGGACCUUGGCAGUCAAAACAUAAUACCGCUCGAUCCAGAGAGCUUCCCAGAACCCGUAAACAUUUCGGAGUUCUCAGAGUGUGCCAUGCCAGAGCAGUGGUCUCAGAGCGAGGAGCUGAGCAUAGACCCUCAGUCUAACUCUCAAGCUGAUGAGACUGAUUUGGGUGCUGCUGAGUCUCACUCAUCUGUACAGGAAAUGGAAAAUGGUAACCACGUAGCAUCGGAUGAUGGGAUUCAAGCACAUUCAAGUGUCUAUCAACAGGACAGUUACUAUGAGGCAUGCGAUAAUAUAUAUGAGGACGUGGAGAACAUCAACAAAUCCAUCUUGGGCCACAACUUGCGCAAACGUAAAGGUGGUCUGAAGAAUCCAUAUGCUGACCACCACCCUACGAAGGAAGAGGCGGGAUAUAACACAUGGCCACGGCAUCCAUGGGGCAGCAUAUCAGGAGAACAUGCUCAUGCAGCCCAUAAUCAUGUCUUCAGUAAAGAACGCCACAGCCCCAACACUGCAGAGCAUAAAGAACAGAAGAAGAGGGAGAAGCAGCGUCUGGAGAGGGAGAAAAAAGAGCAAAAAGAAAGGGAGAAGAAAGAAAAUGAAAUGAAAAAGAAGUUCAAAGUGACUGGGGAUGAGGAGCCCAUGUACCACGCCAGAGUGAUUGUGGCUAGCAAGGUUCGCAAGAACGACCUGCCAGUGAAGAGCGGGGACACAGUCAGCAUCAUUCGCACCACCAGCUGCCCCAAAGGCAAAUGGUUGGCUCGAGACGCCAACCACAAGUAUGGUUAUAUUUCGGUCAUGAAUGUGGAACUAAACAUCAAGGAGAUGCUGGAGCUUGGCAAGAAGGCGCAAGCAGCAGGACGAGGAGGCAACCUGGAAGGAGACACCAUCAGCAUUGGGAGCAGAUCCUCUAGCCAACCUGUGCUAACAAGCAGCUUUACAGAUGACAGUGAGGAGUGGGCCUGUGAAGAUGAGACCCUCUCACCCUCCAAUGAAAGCCAUUGCUUUCCCCGGCAGACUGCCUCAGUGCCCGACAUGUCAUGUGGCUAUGUCAGCGCCCAGCACACUCUGAGCGAUGCCAACCUGGAGGACCUACACACACAGACCAGACAUGAGGCGCUGCAGAAACUGGCUAUCUUCUUUCAACACAGCAAAGAUGAAUUUGACGACAUCCUUGACGGUGGAGGACCAACCCCAACAAAUGCUGAGCCGCCAAACUUCUUGUGUGCUGUUGAGGAGCCUCCAUAUCCUGAACAGGAGGUUGACUUCACAGAGCUGGAGCUCCUUCCUCCCCCACCUCUGUAUGCUGACACCUUCUGAUCGACAUCGUGUAAAACGGGGGAAUGACGGGAUGAGACGCUUAAACCGUACAGCUCACUUUGGGGAUUUGAGGCCGUUGUUUGUAGAGGAAAACAAAAAAUGAAUGGAGCUGCUGAUGUGACUGUACUAUAAUUCUGAUUUCACCUUUUGUUUAAUUUCUUGUGCAUGUUGAUGCAUUUUCACAUUGAGUUCGACACCUUUUAUUCUUUUUUCUAAUGUUACUGUUAGUGGAGCACACAUUGAAUCAUUGCACUAUCAAAAAUAAAUGAUAUAAAGUA
Larimichthys crocea (large yellow croaker) is the source of this 3212-nucleotide messenger RNA. Its product is annotated as FYN binding protein 2. The record is from RefSeq and is a predicted model, not a curated record. Gene Ontology annotation, cellular component: plasma membrane. The transcript has 19 exons. Gene Ontology annotation, biological process: integrin-mediated signaling pathway; protein localization to plasma membrane; T cell receptor signaling pathway. NCBI's taxonomy places the organism in Eukaryota, Metazoa, Chordata, Actinopteri, Sciaenidae. The coding region runs from base 202 to 2934 and encodes 910 amino acids. Gene Ontology annotation, molecular function: protein binding.